AUGGCGGAACCCAACCCCCUUUUCGUGCACGCCACUGAAAGCCCCUAUGGAAGCACCAUUGGCAGCUCUCCAGAGCCCGACAGGAGCAUCUACAAGGCCAAGCAGAUUGCCGAUUUUAUCCUGUGCGGCGUCAAGAAUGGAAGGGACCUCAGGGUCCUUGACUCGAUUGUUCGAAAUCAUGGCCUGUUUGAAAACUACCCCGUUCCAUCCAACGUUCACAAUCUCGACGAGAUCUAUUCGUUCAACUGCGUCCUUGCAGUUGCGGACCUGUAUUAUCAGUUUUGUUUCGAAAAUCUCGCUACCGAGGCGAUGCUGCCGGCCUACUAUAGAUGCGUCCACGCAGUCAACGCCCUGACCUAUUACCUCCAGGUCCCGCACGGCGGGCAAAACCGGCUGCCGGCACCCGUGGCGCUGGACAAAGGGGAGCGCUGGAAGCUGGACCGCACGUGGGAUAUCUGCGUAUGCCUGCUGGGCGCGAUCAAGGUCUGGUGCGGGUUUGAUCGGAAGUUGCUCAUCGACGACCAGGCGAUUGUGCAUGACGUCCACUACCGGCGCGCAGCCACGAAGGCCGUGGAUUUGAUCCGCGCCCAAGGCAAAGGGCGCGUUUGCCCCCGGACCCUGGGCCUGCUGGUGCGCGAGGAGGUCCCGCCGUUUGUCCAGCCCAUGCACCUGAUCCGGAAGCUGCAAUAUGACCAACCGAUCGAAGCGGGACGGUUCAACCACUGGGAUUGCUCUGCGGAUAUAUGCCGCUUUGAUAAUAUGGAUGGGCCUUCGCCCCUUCAUGUUCCUGGGUGUGUGCGAGACACUUGCAACAUCCUGAAACCCCUGGCCGCGAACGAGGCACAGUUUGACCAGGUUCUCCGCGGCCACAUGCCGGCGGUGAAUGUUGCCCCCUGGCCGGUGCAGCGCCAGGCUGGCUUUCGGGGGUGGGUGGGGGCCAGUCACCGGACGCUGGCGGUGUCCCAUGUCUGGGGGGACGGCGUCUUUGGGACCAGGGACGAAGGGCUGAACCAGUGUGUCCACAAGAAGCUGGCCGACAUCGCCAACUACCAAGGCUGCGACAGCUACUGGAUAGACUGUGCGACAAUCCCACAGGAGCCCCAGGCGACGCGCAACGCCAUGAUCCAAAAGAUCAAUUUGACGUUUCGAGAGGCGGGGACCGUGCUGUGCUGGGAUGAGGGAUUCGCCAACCUGGUCUCUAACGACCCCGACGUCCAACUGCUGUCGCUGAUUAUCUCUCACUGGCAUCGCCGGGCGUGGACCCUCCUCGAGGGGAACAGAGCCAAACUGGACAACACGAAGUUCCUCCAGUGGAAUAAAAGGACCCAGCCUCCAUCACACAGGCUGUUUUCUCUAAAAGACACAGUCAUAUCUGCCUUUCAAGAAAACCGUGUCCCGCUAUGGAUUCAAUCGGCACUGGUCGAGCUCCUGCCUUAUAGCGAUGCCACGAUGUCGAUGGGCGAUCCGCCCAACGGCGGGGCCAGGAUGUCGAUGGACGCCGCCGGUCUCCUGCUCUCGGGCCGCCAUGCGACCCGGUUAAACGACGCGGAAACCAUCUGGGGCUUGUUUCGCCCCGCCGAGGGGCUGAACGGGGCGGGAGACAUCAGUUUCGACGAUCCGUACCUCUACGCCGGCGACCAAGUGGACGUCGCCUUCAUUAGCUCGAACGCGGCUCGCCACGACGCCCUGGGGACCUGGAAGCCCGGGAGAACCAACGCCAGCGUCUGGGUCCGGACCGCGUACGGCGGCGUCAAGGCCACCAUUCGACGUGAUCGCAACAGGCAGGUGCUGGUGGGCGACUGGUGGUUCAAAGAAGGGCUCGCGGUGAAAGGAAUGGUCGACUGGGGGGUUUGUGUGAAAGGCGUGGAUGCCCGCCUCCAGGAGAGGCUGAGGUCUACGGAGGACCGUUACAAGUGUGCGCUUAUCUGCCCCAUUCUGCGCGCGGACCCGAGAAAAUGUCCGCAGGAGGUCGUGCGCCGCCAUUCCAUCGACCCCAUCCAGGGCUUUUUCACCACGAACGUCGCCAUGCAAUGCGCACGGGCCAUCUUCAUCACACAGCGCACCGACCAGGAGCCCUGGCAGUGGGGGGCGAUUGUCAACCUGAAAGCUCCUGUGAGUUUUACUACGUCGGAGAUGGGGCGGUUCGAAAUUGGAACCUUUGCUUAG
Messenger RNA from Aspergillus candidus, 2166 nucleotides. Its product is annotated as HET domain protein. The coding region runs from base 1 to 2166 and encodes 721 amino acids. The record is from RefSeq and is a predicted model, not a curated record. NCBI's taxonomy places the organism in Eukaryota, Fungi, Ascomycota, Eurotiomycetes, Eurotiales, Aspergillaceae. The transcript has a single exon.